CCUUGGUUUGUUUUGUGCUGUAAUUUGGUAAGGAGGAGCGUCCUCCCAAUUAGCCUUGUUAUUAUUCUCUCUAUGCUUGGUGACUCCACUACUUCCGUCUUGGGCGGUGGCGCCGCCGUACCGGAGACGAAUCAUUGCCAUGAUGAGGUAAUCGGAGACAUGGGUGACGGCGGGGGUGUAGCGGCGGCGGAGGAGAUUAAUAACAAUUCUGGUGAAGAGGAGAGACGGAGAAGCGGAGGAGGAGACGACGGUGACCGGAGCUUCGGCGGAAACCGGUGGCCGAGACAAGAAACCUUAGCNCUCCUGAAAAUUCGCUCCGAUAUGGACGUGGCUUUUCGAGAUGCAAGCGUUAAAGGCCCUUUGUGGGAACAAGUUUCCAGGAAAUUAGGGGAGCUUGGAUAUCAUCGAAGUGCAAAGAAAUGCAAAGAGAAAUUUGAGAAUGUUUACAAAUACCAUAAAAGAACAAGAGAAGUUCGUAGUGGGAAACCAGAUAGCAAAACUUACAAAUUUUUUGAACAAUUAGAAGCUCUUGAGAAUCACCCACCUUUUAAUUUCAAUCCACCGCCGCCGCCGCCGCCGCCGUCAACCACCGUCAUUCCCACUGUUCNAUCCACCACCACCCUACCCCACUUGAUGAACAUAUCCUUCUCUCAACCAAAUCCCACAAUUCACCUCCCAUCUCCUCCUCGUCCCGCUCCGUUCAAUAACCUUACCACCUCAUCCGUCCCCGUUGGGUUUCUUGAAGCGGAUCUCAUCUCGAAUUCGACGUCAGAUGAUGUCGAUGAUUCAUCGACAUCAUCCGAGACACCGAGGAGGAGGACGAAGAAGAGGAAAUGGAAGGAGUUUUUUGAGAAAUUAAUGAAGGAAGUGAUUCAAAAACAAGUGGAAAUGCAAAAGAGAUUCUUGGAAGCUAUUGAGAAAAGGGAACAAGAGAGAAUUGUUAGAGAAGAAGCUUGGAGAAUUCAAGAAAUGGCUAAAAUCAAUAGAGAAAGAGAGAUUUUAGCUCAUGAAAGAUCAAUGGCGGCUGCUAAAGACGCCGCCAUUACUUCCUUCCUCCAAAAAAUAACCGAAUCCCAAAACAACAACAGCAACAACAACAACAAUUUGUCACGAACGCCACCGCCACCGCCUCCACCACAACAACAACCAAUACCCAUGUCAAAUCCGACACCGGUCGUACAACCGCCACCACCACCGCCACCUUCAUCGACAUUGCAAGUAGUUCUUCCACAAAAAAUGGAGAUUAUGAAAAUGGAUCAUAAUGGUGGGGAGAAUUACACUAUGAGUCCAGCUUCAAGCUCAUCAAGAUGGCCAAAAGUGGAAGUAGAAGCAUUGAUCAAAUUAAGAACAAAUCUUGAAGCCAAAUAUCAAGAGAAUGUACCAAAAGGGCCAUUAUGGGAAGAGAUAUCAUCAGCCAUGAAGAAAAUAGGUUACAAUAGAAAUGCAAAGAGAUGCAAAGAGAAAUGGGAAAACAUAAACAAAUACUUCAAGAAAGUGAAGGAAACAAGAAAAACAAGGCCAGAGGAUUCCAAGACAUGCCCUUAUUUUCACCAGCUCGAUGCAUUGUAUAGGGAAAAGGGCGGCGGAAACAACAACAACAACAACAACAGGAAGCUCGAGCUCGAAAACAUCGGUUCUUCGACGAUGAUUCCGUUGAUGGUUCAGCCCGAACAACAAUGGCCACCGCAGCAAGAGAUCACCCGACCAGACUCGGGCAACGAAGAGAUGGAAAGCGAACCGAUGGAUCGCGACGAUAAAGAUGAUGAUGAUGAAGAGGAAGAGGAAGAGGACGAGGGUGGUGGGAACUAUGAGAUUGUGGCUAGCAAACCAACUUCGGUGAGUACUGCUGAGUGAGUGAAGACAAAACAUACUGUGGUUUUAGGAAAACUCGAGUAAGGGUCGAGCCGAGACGGGUUGUCGGGUUUUUGUUGUUCAUACACACACUCACAAUGGGGGGGGGGGNGGGGGGGGG
Messenger RNA from Cucurbita maxima (winter squash), 1972 nucleotides. Its product is annotated as trihelix transcription factor GT-2-like. The coding region runs from base 73 to 1854 and encodes 593 amino acids. The record is from RefSeq and is a predicted model, not a curated record. The transcript is spliced from 2 exons. Lineage: Eukaryota; Viridiplantae; Streptophyta; Magnoliopsida; Cucurbitales; Cucurbitaceae.